Molecule: messenger RNA, 1947 nt
Organism: Melanotaenia boesemani (Boeseman's rainbowfish)
Lineage: Eukaryota; Metazoa; Chordata; Actinopteri; Atheriniformes; Melanotaeniidae
Gene: rxfp3
Product: relaxin family peptide receptor 3
Exons: 1
Coding region: 426-1658 (410 amino acids)
Biological process (GO): G protein-coupled receptor signaling pathway; immune response
Cellular component (GO): membrane
Molecular function (GO): G protein-coupled receptor activity
Source: RefSeq, a predicted model, not a curated record
GUGUAAAUUGUUUAAUAAAUGUUCCACCAUGAUAGCCUUCGAUUUUCUGAGUUUUACCAGCAUGGAAUGGAUUGUGAGACGGAAUUUAUGCUUGCUCGGCGUCUAAUCAGGACCAAGGACAGCGGCAGAUUGCGCCGAAGCGCUGCGUCAGGUUGCUUUGUUCACUGUUGGAGAGCUGAGACGCACUGAGACAUUCUCAAACGACACUGCAACCUGAUGAUCAGCUCUUUGUACUACUAAGCAACAUUCUUUUUCUUUUGCUAAUUUGGAUUUACAAACGACCUGCGACUUACAUUUAAAUAUUUCAAUGUUAUACCAACGUGGAGUCUGAGACACGAACCUAGAGCCAAGGAUUAUUUUUCCAAGACGCACAUCAGUUGAUCAGGGCAUGACUUUUCUAAACAUCAUCAGAAAGAUAAGGUAAAAUGUCUGGAGAAUUUACCAACGUUGUUGAUGAAGGCUCGGUAGUCACUAUUGCCACAUCUCUUAACUUUACCUGCAGUUUGAACACGACUAACUGCUCUCACAGGGACUUCCAAAUAUCGGACUUGGGGAAAAUGAAUUUUUUGGGAGAUGGCGCCGCUGCUGUGAGGAUUACCAUCUCCGUCAUUUACUCGCUAGUUUGUGCACUUGGUCUUGUGGGGAACUUGUUAGUAUUGUACUUAAUGAAGUCUAAACAAGUGUGGAGAAAAUCUUCCAUUAACCUUUUCGUGACAUGUUUGGCAGUGACUGACUUCCAAUUUGUCCUGACUCUGCCUUUUUGGGCAGUGGAAAACGCGCUGGACUUCACUUGGCCUUUUGGCAAAGCAAUGUGCAAAAUAGUUUCCUUUGUGACAGCUAUGAACAUGUACGCCAGUGUGUUUUUCCUGACAGCUAUGAGCGUGGCGAGAUACUGUUCGCUUGCCUCUGCGCUCAAAGGCAGGCGGCGGCGGACGCACUGCUGCUCCGCGCGGUCCGUCACCAUUUUCAUCUGGUUUGUCGCUGUCUCUGCGGCUCUUCCUCACGCAGUUUUCUCCACUACCGCAAACGUUUCAGGCGAGGACCUGUGCCUCGUUAAAUUCCCGGAAGCCAACGGAACAGUGCAAUUUUGGCUGGGACUGUAUCACUCACAGAAAGUGUCACUGGGUUUUGUGGUGCCUUUGGGAAUAAUCUCAGCCUGUUAUCUACUCCUUUUGCGCUUCAUCACCUCUAAAAACAUCAACACGUCCAGUGCCAAACGACGCGCCAAGGUCACAAGGUCUGUCACCAUUGUGGUUUUGUCCUUUUUCCUCUGCUGGCUGCCCAACCAAGCGCUGACUGUCUGGGGCAUUCUCGUUAAACUUAACGUGUUUAAUUUCAGUUAUGAAUAUUACACCAUGCAGGUGUACGUGUUCCCCGUAUCCGUGUGCCUGGCGCACUCCAACAGCUGCCUGAAUCCCAUCCUGUAUUGUCUGAUGCGACGGGAGUUCAGAAAAGCGCUGAAAAAUCUCUUCUGGCGCAUGACUUCUCCUACCCUGACCACCAUAAGACCGAUCACAGCCUCCACAAAGCCAGAGAACGACGAGCAGGGGCAGGUACUGGUGCCCGGUAACGCAUCAGAGGCGCCCGCUGUGGUGUUUUUUCCUCCGGGGACUGUGGUUUACAAUGACAGACGAGACCUGCCGCAAAACAGCACGUAGUCUAAUGUGACAGCUUAAGUUUUAAUCGUAUUUGAUUGCUGUGCUCAUAUGCAUUUAUGUUAAUCACCACCGUUCAUGCCCAGCAUGCUGCCAGAGAGCUUAAAGAGCUGAAGUUGGAUCUGCAUUUUUUUUAAAAAGAAAAACUCAAGAAACCUGUCAGUCAUUAUGACUCAUUCUGGUCCAGAGAAACGGUACUAUGGUCUCAUCAAGUCUGUGUUUUGAAUCACUGAUGUAAAGUCAAUUUUGUGUAUAAGACAGAAAAAACAUAUUUGGAUUGUAUUGUUCAAAG